ACAACAAAAUUGUGAAACGUCUGGGGGUCCCCGAGUAGAGGUUUGAGAACCAUUAACAAUGCUUAAUUUAAAAGCUGUUUUCUUAACUGCAAUUCUUCAAGACGUCGGUAGUUGGAGCGAAGGAACGGAGCAUUUCUUAAGAAGUGUAACGCUUUUUUGAGAGGCAAGGUAGAGAGGUUGUUGACUCAAAAAUGCGAACGUGAGACAACUGCAGAACGGAAAGACUGACGGUCGGGUAGUGUUGAGAAGAGUAUCAUCUGUAGUGGAUUCCCGAGGUGCUGACAACAAAAGUGUUCUAUCAUUCUGAGAGUAAGGACAAUGACCCAAUACACCUCCAGGCUGUGUAAGGUCUAUUUGAACGAAAAGGAGAGUGAUGGAGUGCUGUAUCAGAGCCUUGCCUCCACAAUCAUCUGACCUCAGCCCAAAUGAGAUCAUACCGCAGAGUGACGGAAAAGCAGCCAACAAGUGCUCAGCAUAUCUGGCCAGUCAGUGUGGAGCAGGAACAGUAAUUGAGGCUGCUGUGUGUGUUGUGCAGAGUGGAGUUUCUCAUACCGUGGACAGAGAGGAGACGCGCGCAUUCCCCAGUCUGAGCACACACACACACAGGGGGAGAGCGAGAACCAGGGAGUUGAGACAUUGUGUGGAGGCCGGAGCCUGAGGGAGUUCCCCCCUCAUCUGUAGCCCGGCUAGCAGUCGAGACACCAUGCUGGUGCUGUGGGAAGGAGCACACUGGAGCCAUCUCAUCUUGCUUGGACUAUUGUCUCUGCACUACCAGACCUACGCUCUCCUCAGUCCCAGGGUUAGGGGUAGUCCCCAGGGUGACUCAGACUGGGGAACGAUCCAUGCUAACGUUCUGGACAGUAUGUUACUGAGGACUUUGGGGAAGGCGGCGGUGGACAGUGAAAAGGACACCAGUGGGAGCACAGCCCCAGCCCUGCCCCAGCGACAGCUCUGGUGUUACUGCUAUCACCACUGUCCUGAGGACUCCACCAACAACACCUGCAGGACGGAUGGGUACUGCUUCACCAUGGUGGAUGAAGAGGAGGGAGGGGUCCCUGUCCUCACAUCAGGAUGUCUGGGUCUGGUGGGAUCAGAGUUCCAGUGCAGGGACACAGGCAACUCCCGACUGAGAAGAUCUCUGGAGUGCUGUACUGACCAGGACUACUGCAACAAAGACCUGCACCCCACCCUGCCCCCACUCAAAACACCCAAUUAUGCAGAUGGGAACAUCCACCACAUGGCUCUGCUCAUCUCGGUCACUGUGUGCAGCAUCAUCCUGGCUCUCAUCGUUAUAUUCUGCUACUUCAGGUACAAGCGCCAGGAGUCUGGGCCGCGCUACAGCAUUGGUCUGGAGCAGGAUGAGUCCUACAUCCCUCCGGGAGAGUCUCUCAGAGACCUCAUAGAACAGUCCCAGAGUUCAGGCAGUGGCUCAGGUCUCCCCCUGCUGGUGCAGCGCACCAUAGCCAAGCAGAUUCAGAUGGUUAAGCAGAUUGGAAAGGGCCGCUACGGAGAGGUGUGGAUGGGCAAGUGGAGAGGAGAGAGGGUGGCCGUCAAAGUCUUCUUCACCACCGAAGAGGCCAGCUGGUUCAGAGAGACUGAGAUUUACCAGACUGUCCUCAUGAGACACGAGAACAUACUGUGCUUCAUAGCGGCUGACAUCAAGGGAACAGGCUCGUGGACCCAGCUCUACCUGAUCACAGACUACCAUGAGGGUGGCUCUCUGUACGACUACCUCAAGUCCACCACGCUGGACACCAAGGCCAUGCUACGGCUGGCCUACUCCUCAGUCUCGGGCCUCUGUCACCUCCACACAGAGAUCUUUGGUACCCAGGGCAAGCCAGCUAUCGCCCACAGAGACCUGAAGAGCAAGAACAUCCUGGUGAAGAAGAAUGGAGCCUGCUGCAUCGCUGACCUGGGCCUGGCCGUCAAAUUCAUCAGUGACACCAACGAGGUGGACAUCCCUCCCAACACCAGGGUGGGCACCAAGCGCUACAUGCCCCCAGAAGUCCUGGAUGAGAGCCUCAACAGGAACCACUUCCAGUCCUACAUCAUGGCCGACAUGUACAGCUUCGGCCUCAUCCUCUGGGAGAUCGCCAGGCGCUGUGUCUCAGGAGGUAUUGUAGAGGAGUACCAGCUACCGUACCAUGACCUGGUGCCCUCUGACCCCUCGUAUGAGGACAUGAGAGAGGUGGUCUGCAUCAAGAGGUUACGACCUUCCUUCCCCAACCGUUGGACUAGCGACGAGUGCCUUAGGCAGAUGGGCAAGUUGAUGACGGAGUGUUGGGCCCACAACCCGGCCUCUCGCCUCACGGCACUGCGCGUCAAGAAGACCCUGGCCAAGAUGUCCGAGUCUCAGGAUAUUAAACUGUGAUGGCCGGGAGGGACACUCCAGGCGUGGGGGAAACACGUCACCACGGACCGACAGCCAGGGCUCUGCUCCGCUCUACCCACAGUCCUCUGCUGCAUGGGGGGUCAGGAGGACCAGAAGCCAGCAGUGCAUCACAGGGAGCCUCACCCCGGGCCACGGUCACUCAGAGAGAAGGAGAUAACCGUCCGUAACCCCUGGAACCCCUUGAACUGUCGCGAUGAACUACUUGUUUAGAUACUGAAUACCUAGGGCAGGUAUUGCCUUUUUAAAGCGACCUGCUAUGAUCAUGUUUGGUUGGCUUAGACAAAGAGGACACAAGCCAAGUGGGUUUUAUUUGUGCUUUCUGUGAAAGCUGCUCUAGUUUUGGAUGAUGGGCCAGUGGUGGCCGGAGGAAGAAGGAGGUGGGGAACUGCAUGAGGAGGGUGGAGGGUGACCCCUUCAGGCGCAUCACAGGAUGACAGCAGGAGGAAUCAGCUGACAAUCUGAAGCCAUAAUCAAGUGUUGAUUUAGAUUUUGGGGUGUAUUUAUUAGUGCAAACUGUAGAAAAACAUUUUGCACCACAAAAGUUUUUCAACAAAAACAAGCAUUUCUUAUUGGACAAUUUUAGGUUAGUCCCUCCCCAUUUUAGCCAGUUGGAUUCUGUUUGGUUCCUAGUGAAUACACCCCUGUUGUUGUCCAGUAGUUUACCAAGGUAAACCAUGGUGUGUCUGGGGUAAAGGGGAGUUUUUUUCUUCACUAUGAGUACAUUAUAAAGUGUCAAGUACUGAUUCACUGUGGCCUCAUUUGUAAAAGUAGCUUCAUUUUUAUGUACGCCACAAAUAAAGAUAUUCAAAUGAUAUCAUUUCAAAUUCAAAUUGUAUCGGCAAUAAAACAUUUAGGUGACAAUG
Oncorhynchus keta (chum salmon) is the source of this 3255-nucleotide messenger RNA. It is a transcript of the gene bmpr1ba, whose product is annotated as bone morphogenetic protein receptor, type IBa. Gene Ontology annotation, cellular component: plasma membrane; signaling receptor complex. The record is from RefSeq and is a predicted model, not a curated record. Gene Ontology annotation, biological process: protein phosphorylation; BMP signaling pathway; dorsal/ventral pattern formation. Lineage: Eukaryota; Metazoa; Chordata; Actinopteri; Salmoniformes; Salmonidae. Gene Ontology annotation, molecular function: transforming growth factor beta receptor activity, type I; ATP binding; SMAD binding. The transcript has 14 exons. The coding region runs from base 704 to 2371 and encodes 555 amino acids.